Messenger RNA from Ilex paraguariensis (yerba mate), 297 nucleotides. The record is from the annotation of a GenBank genome assembly. NCBI's taxonomy places the organism in Eukaryota, Viridiplantae, Streptophyta, Magnoliopsida, Aquifoliales, Aquifoliaceae.
AUGGAUAUGGGCACCCGCAAGUACCAGUCAAUAACCAAGAGAAAGGGAAAUGAAUCCCCACCUUUCAGUCAAGGAGGUUUCCAAGACAAUGGGGAAACCAGCAAGCAACAAAGAGAAAUGGCAGUAUUACACCCCAUGAUAGUGGUGGAACCUGUAAUACAGAAUGGGGCAGUUGAGGAAGUUGCAAUGCAUAAUGGGGAAGCUGCAGACAACCCAACAAGUCAACAGAGGAAAGAAGUGGCUAGUACCAGCAGUCAUCCAGAAAAUGAAAGGCAGUCAAUAGAGCAAAGAACAUAA